CGCUGGAGUUGCUCUAAGUAGAGUAGUGUGAAUGUAGUUCUUCGAAAUUUGGAAUGGCAAGUGAAGAAGUAGGGACAACAACAGAGUGGCUAAACCUAAUUUAAACUCUAGUGUGUGGAUAGGAAUCCAACCAAUUUUCUCUUCAAUUGUUGUUGUGCCUGGUCAGUUCUAGAGAGAGAGAGGAAGAAAUGGGUGAAGAGGAAGAGAUUAGAGUAGAAGAAAAGAUAGACAACAAUUUGAACAAUGCCAAGGGUUUUCUGUGGAAGUUACCUGUCUUCAAGACCAAAGAGUUAGGGAAGCUUGGCCCUGCAUUUGGUCUUGGUGUUGGCUGUGGUGUAGGUUUUGGUGUUGGAUUCCUUGGAGCUGGUAUCCGUAUCGGCCAUUUUCGGAAAUGCCCUAUCGUACUCCCGAUACGUAUCGGUACGGAUACCCGUACCAGUAUUUGUGCAACUCAGAUACAGAGAGAUAGAGGCCAAGCUGCAGAAACACGCAUUUCCUCACCAAGCAAUGGCCAGAUAGAGUGUUUAAGUAUCCUCCAAAGACUUGACAUCUUUAUAUUCGGUACCUAUAGAUCUUGAGAUCGAUGCGUCCUUAUCGAAAUGAACCAUCAUGUAAAAUUAUCAAACUCAUAUCGCAGCUUUUCCAAGCUGACAUAUAUGACACAUUUGGAAUUUUCUUCCUUGUAAAAGCAUGUACUCGUGAAAAGAAACAUGCAAAAGAUCUCCUUCUCUUAUGUUUUUCAGUUUUUUGUGGCACUCUAGUUUUUUGUUUUGUUUUGUUUUGGGGAUGUUAUGUCUAGUGAUUCGACUGUGUUAUUGUAGAUAUAAAGUUGUGGGUCUACAUGCUAUAUGUGUCCUACUAACCGUGUG
Papaver somniferum (opium poppy) is the source of this 869-nucleotide messenger RNA. Its product is annotated as protein TRIGALACTOSYLDIACYLGLYCEROL 5, chloroplastic-like. The transcript is spliced from 2 exons. The record is from RefSeq and is a predicted model, not a curated record. The coding region runs from base 189 to 578 and encodes 129 amino acids. NCBI's taxonomy places the organism in Eukaryota, Viridiplantae, Streptophyta, Magnoliopsida, Ranunculales, Papaveraceae.